AAAUCGGCUGCUCCUCGAGCGACGAAUGCCCCACGCAACGCGCUUGCGUCAAUGGCGUUUGCCUGGAUCCAUGCUCGUACUCGAAUCCAUGUGGACGUGAUCAAGAAUGUCAGGUGAUUGAACAUCAACCGGUCUGUUCGAGAGUCUGCGAAUGUCAAAGCAAAUCCGAUUGUCAUGCCGGUUUUGAAUGCGAUGGCUGUCAAUGUCGACAAACUACUGGCCGCACACCUGGCUGCGAACACUGCCCACCAGGCACCAACUGUGAUCCCACAACAGGCGCCUGCAUCAAAGCUAAUGUUACAAUAACAACCACUACCAAUAUAACAACCACUACCACCACCACUACAUCUAACCCAAUCACUGAAGUUACUACAAUAUUCACAAAUAAAACUGGCACCUCCACGCCGAGCACAACCACCACCACUGCUAAAACCACUACCUCAUACGAAACCACAAUCGCCGGCGUCACUGAAGAAGCUACCACAAUUCCAACAAAACUAUUCACUGAAGAGCCCAGCUCCAGCACAACCGAAUCGGGCAAAGAUUUAGACUUGAAUAUGACAAGUAAAACUGGACCACCUAAGGGUUAUCGCGAUGGGGAGAAUAACAUAACAGCCAGUACUGUACCAGAACAGCCAACCACGCCCACAUUCACCGCUGUCUCAACGUCAUCAUCCUCUUCGUCAUCGUCCACGUCCACCUCCUCUUCUUCGGUUUCAACGAGCAGCAGCAGCUCGCAUCGUGGUGAAGAUAGUAAGGGUCCAUUUGAUGCGCGAACCACUACACCCAAAAUGAAGACUACACGCAUUGAUACCUCAAAUGAAUUUGAUUAUAAUCUAACCACUUUAUUGACGACCACACAACGUACCACCUUCCCGGUGACUAUGGUAACUGAACCAAUGAAAGAGGUGGCAGAGCAAACGACAAUGAGUGCUCGUGAUUUGAUAACAACCAUGUUCCCGGUGAUAACACCACCGGUGACCGAACAAUCCAGCGAGCGUCCAACUAUGCCGGGCACGACGACGCCAUUCGUUUAUGAGACAAUCGAACCGCUAACGACAACAACGACAACACCAGCUGCGGCAACUAAUGAACCUGGCACUCCUCCGACUACUAAAAGCGUCACAACCACCGAAAGUGGUGUCAUCACCACAGUAGCCACUACCUUCAGUACAAUUAGCAACACCUCUACCACUGAUACCGCUAUCACAAUGAUUAACACUUGUACAGAUCAUACUAACUGUGGUUCUAGUCAAUUAUGCGUGCUGGGAGUGUGUCGCAACAAGUGUCGCGAAGGGGACACAAGCGAUACGGAGUGUGUACAAGAAUCACCUGGCUCACCAAAGAAUCCGGAACCAUGUCAAUCGAACAAUGAUUGCAUUGAGAACGAAGCAUGUUACAUGGGUCUAUGUCAUAAUCCUUGCGAUUUUGCGAAUGUUUGCGCACCCACCGCC
Rhagoletis pomonella (apple maggot) is the source of this 1454-nucleotide messenger RNA. Its product is annotated as integumentary mucin C.1-like. Lineage: Eukaryota; Metazoa; Arthropoda; Insecta; Diptera; Tephritidae. The record is from RefSeq and is a predicted model, not a curated record. The transcript has 5 exons. The annotation marks the transcript as partial.